Labrus mixtus (cuckoo wrasse) is the source of this 1254-nucleotide messenger RNA. RefSeq names its product hydroxysteroid (20-beta) dehydrogenase 2 (gene hsd20b2). Gene Ontology annotation, cellular component: endoplasmic reticulum. Gene Ontology annotation, molecular function: oxidoreductase activity. The transcript has 11 exons. The coding region runs from base 24 to 992 and encodes 322 amino acids. Lineage: Eukaryota; Metazoa; Chordata; Actinopteri; Labriformes; Labridae. The record is from RefSeq and is a predicted model, not a curated record.
GUCCUUUGUGCUGCUAAGUAAUCAUGUCCAGUCUUGAGCACUGCUGCAAAAUGUCUUUCUCUGCAGCUCUGGCCGUCGUCGGGGGUUUUACUGUCGUUUUCUUUGCCUGGAGAGUUUGGUGUGGACUUCGAGAGUUUGUUUUGUCACAGUUUUGGAAAGAGGAUUUAAGGAAGUUUGGGCAAUGGGCAGUCGUCACUGGUGCAACAUCAGGGAUUGGUAAAGCUUAUUCCAAUGAGCUGGCACAACGAGGCCUGGAUGUUGUUUUGGUGAGCAGAUCUUCUGAUAAGCUUCAAGCCGCCGCAAAUGAGAUAGAGGAAAGGUAUGGAAGAAAGACUCGCAGCAUCCAAGUGGACUUCACAGACGGCCCCAGUAUCUACCCUACUAUAGGGAAAGAACUACAUGGAUUGGAGAUCGGAAUUCUGGUUAACAAUGUAGGAAUGAUGUAUUCUGAAAGUUGUGACUAUUUCCUGGAUGCCCCGGAUGCUGAACAGAAAAUCACUGAUGUCAUCAACUGUAACGUGCUGUCUGUCCCUCAUAUGACUCGACUGGUUCUUCCGGGCAUGGUUGAAAGGGGAAAAGGCCUGAUCAUCAAUAUGUCCUCUUUAGCGGGCCGCCGCCCACAUCCUUUGGUGUCUCUUUAUUGUUCUUCUAAGAGUUUCGUUUCAUUUUUCUCUGAGUGUCUGCAUGCUGAGUACAAGUCAAAAGGAAUCAUUGUUCAGUGUGUGGCCCCCUUUCUGGUGUCUUCCAACAUGAUUAAAAAUAUUAAGAGCAACUACUUUGUGAGGAGCGCUCCAGUGUUCGCCCGGGAGGCCUUGGACACUGUGGGUCACUCCAGCUACACCACCGGCUGCCUGUCCCACACGCUGCAGAGCAUGGCCCUCACAGUGCUCCUACCCGACUGGCUCCGUAUGUCAUCGUUCUUUGUCCGAAAGCAACACGACUUCUUGAAGGUCCAAAACAAAAAGAACGCCGAAAAAUCAGACACUCAGUGAAAAGGAAGGAGACAGAGAUGUGCCUGCAGCUACGAAGAGGAUUCAGACGACUAAAUGCAACAAAGAUGACACAACAAAUAAAACUACUUUAUUUGUAGUUUUUUGUAUUUCAGGAAACAUAAACCAAAAAAAGAAAAUAUAGAAGCCUGUUUGUACACCACUACCCUUCCUUGACACCAGAGAGGCGAGACAAUUUUUUAAAUUUACAAAAAGAAAUAGAGUAAAAUUAGGUUUAAAUAAUUUAAUAAAUGAGGAUAAAUAA